UAGGAAAUGUCACUUUCUGUUUCGCUCCGGGCGAUUCCCAGUAGCGGGGGGCGGAACGUUGGGGCCAGCUGGCGGGGCAGCGAGAGGCGCCCGCGGGCGGCGGGUCGGGCAGCCUGGCCGGGCUCUGAGCCGCCUGCCCCGGGCUGGGCCAUGGAGGCCGAGCCGCAGCCCGACAGCCUGGAGGGCUGGGUGGCCAUCCGGGAGAACGCGUUCGCCGAGCCCGAGCCGCACAAGCUGCGCUUCCUCGUGGGCUGGAACGAGAUCGAGAGCAAGUUCGCGGUGACCUGCCACAACCGCACCCUGCAGGAGCAGCAGCGCGGGGCGGCCGGCCCGGCAGCCGGGGAAGGGGCCGAGGAGACGCCGGCCCCCGAGCAGCAGCAGAGCUGGGCCGGCCUGUUCUCGGCGCAGGCCCUGCUGGGCGUGCACCGGCAGCUGGCGGCGCUGAGCGAGCGGCUGGAGCCCUGCUUCCCCCCGCUGCCCCCGGUGCUGCCCGGCCAGAGCAGCGGCAGCCUGUGGACGCUGCUCUUCCCCAGCGGGCCGGUGCUGGAGGAGGCCGAGCUGGAGGCGCUGUGCCGCGGGCUGGAGCGCUACCUGGGCUGGGCGCUGGAGCUGUGCGGCCGCAGGGUGGUGCUGGACUCGCUCUUCGCCCAGGACCAGCAGCAGGAGGCCGAGUACUUCGAGAACCUGCACGAGUUCCGCAGGAAGGCCCUGAAGGGGCACCUGGUCCGGGCCAAGGAGGCCCUGCGGAGGGUUCUACAGAAGCAUAAAAAUGCUGACACAAUGGUGGCUUUAAUGAAGGUUUAUGAAGAAGAAGAUGAAGCUUAUCAGGAAUUAGUUACCAUGGCAACACAAUUCUACCAAUAUUUACUGCAGCCGUUUAGAGAUAUGCGAGAAUUGGCAACAUUAUACAGACUGGAAAUCCUGAAAUCCUUACAGAUUGGUAGGCUGGGCCCUAAGAGAAUAGAAGCCUUGCAAAAAGAAGCUGAAGACUGGACUGAGCAAGCUGAAGAAGCCGUGUGCUCCAUUCAGGACAUCACUGUGAGCUACUUCAAAGAAACUGUAACGGCGCUAGCAGCAAUGCACAAACAGAUGGAACAAGAUCGGAAGAGAUUUGGCCAAGCCACCUGGGCGUCUGCUUCUCCAAGACUAGAAAACCUGAAGUACAUGUUAGCAAAAGAGACUCUUCAGCACAUGAGAGCAAGAGAACUGUGUCUGAAUCACAAGAGAACUGACAUCCGGAAAAAUAUGGAAAACCUUGAUGAACAAGAGGAGAAUAUAGCUCUAGUAGAGAAGCUGGAAAUAGAGUAUUAUGAAACCCAACUGGAACUGUAUGAUGUACAAUUUGAGAUACUUAAACAUGAAGAAAUGCUGCUUAUUACACAACUGGACACUUUAAGGAGACAGAUAAAAGAGAAACAGGAGGAAGUUGUUUACUAUGAUACCUGUGAAAAUCCUGAGGAGCUCCAGGUCAUUGAGCAGACAGUGGGACAACAUUGUGCUUGCUCAUCAGAAAUCACUAAGCUGAGGCUGAAGACUCAGCGGCUGGAGGCUAAACGUGGGACUAUCUGUGCGAGACGAGCCUACCUCAGGAACAAAAAAGAUCAGUGCGAAGAGAGCCACCGGUUUAGACUACAGCAGGCACAGGAAAACACAAAACGCUUCCAUCAGCAUCACAGCAUCCAGCUAAAAAGAGACAAGGUGAAAGAGGAAGAGAAGAAGAAAAAAGCUUGGAUAAGCCAGGAACGCCAGAAAACCCUGGAGAGGCUAAAAACAUUCAAGGAGAAGUGUCCAGCUGAGUUUGUGCUAAAAACAUCUCGGUCGCAGCCUCGCAGCCCCAAGCAGCCGCAAAGUAUUUCCCGUCAGACUCCAGCGCUGUCCCCUCAGCCUGUAUCAAUAACUAGUCCAUCCCCAAAGCAGCUGAAAAGCACUCGGCCAGCACAAGCCAGAGGUUUAAAAGCAGCAUGUGGGAAUACUCCUGCAGACAUCCCUGUCCAGAUUUUUGUUCCUGCUGGUGACCCAAAGCAACAGAAGCACAAUGAGGGGCUGAUUAUGCCACCACCACCACCACCACCACCACCACUGCCAGUCUGCCAGCCUCUGCCCUUAAAGGCAUCAGUGACAACCAAAGAUCAGCUGCUUCCCCUCAACAGCGGAGGCUCUACGGAAAGUGCUGCCACACGGAGACUAGAUGACUCAUCCAAAAGAUCUGUAAAUAAUUAUACAGGAUCCAUGGAUGAAGUUUUGGCUUCUUUAAGACGUGGUGAAGUUCUUCUUCGUAAAGUGGAACAGCCCAGUUUGUCACCUUCAAAUGACUCUAUAAAAGACAGCAUCCUCUCUGCUAUACGGCAAGGAGUUAAGCUAAGGAAAGUGAAUCAAGAUCCCAAGAAAGAUAUCAGUAAAGGAUCCGACAGUGAACUGGAGAGAAGCAUAAAGGCAGCCAUCCAGAGAAUAAAAAAAGUGUCUGCUGACUCUGAAGAGGAUGAAAAUAGCGAUCACAAUAAUGGAGAAUGGGACAGUUAACCGAUUUAGAGCAAGAGAUGUAUUGACUGGAACGUUGUGUCUUCAUCAUUUUGCACACUUCAGAAGCUGAGUUCUGUCUUUGGAAAAAUGAAUGCGUACACGUGCACAGGAGAAUUAAUCCCGUGAUAGUUCAAAAGCUCCUAUAUAUUAUUUUAAACAGUCCUGUUGAUUCUUUGCAGAGGUUAAGUGUUUUUUGUUGAUACAGACAAAGCAUAGAUUUAAAAUAUAUUCUCACGUCUUAACAAGAGAUUCCAGUUUACUCAGGCAGACUGAGAAUUCUUCAGUAUAGCUACAGAGAGCUUAAUCCAGGAACACAAUCUCCAAAUUACUUUGUGGUGCUGACUACUGCAUAGUCAAUAAGAAAGCUACCACAACCUUUUUUUAAUAAUAAAAAUUAACAGAAAAUCUACUUCAGACUCAAAAAAAAAAAAUUCCUGGCAUUGAAAAGGCAAAAACAAAUCCAGAGAGAUUAUUUUAACGCAAUUUGAAAUUCUUCACAUUAUCUCCAGAGCCUGUUUUCCUUGAACUCUAUAUUGUCCAUAAUACAGAUUAUUCUCAACAUUUGUGAAUAAGGGCUUUGCUACUGAUUAGUAAAUAACAAUUUACCAUGACAUUGUAAGGCCUGCGCUAGAGAAGAGCUCCAGACUCACGGUUAAGCCUGUGAGUCUAUCAUGGAAGUCACGGAUUCCGUGACUUUCUGGGACCUCUGUGACUUCUGCAGCGGCAUGUGCAGCUGGUCAUGGGGCCAUCUAAGCAACUCCGGUGACCCCCGGGCCAGCCGCACCGGCUGCCAAUGGGAGCUGCAGAGCAGGCGCUUGGGGCGGGGACAGCGCACGGAGCCCCCCUGGCCGUGCCUCCGCCUAGGGGCCGCAGGGACAUACCGGCUGCUUCCGGGACCUGAGCGGAGCCGGGUAGGGAGUCUGCCAGCCUCUCCCCCCCAGCACCCCAGUUUUAGUCAGGGGUAUAUGGUACAAGUCAUUGACAGAUCACGGGCUGUGAGUUUUUGUUUACUGCCAGUGACGUGUCCCUGACUUUUACUAAAAAUACCUGUGACUAAAAUGUAACCUCAUGGUUGUAAAGAGAGAAAUAAGCACUACUGUAUUAAAUUACUGAAAGUUUGUUUCAGAGCUAAGAAAAUAAUGUGCUUUCAAACUUACAUGACUGUGUUUCUUUUUAACGUUUAAGAUGUUUUGAAGCAUGUUUUUAAUACUCCAGCAGUCAUAAUGAAUUGUUGGCAUAGGAGAGGAUGCCAAAAUAUUUUAUGUACUGCAUUUUCUGGGAUCCAGAAGUGUAACACAGUGCUGUUGCACUUCUGUGUAGGGAAAAUGAGACUUUUUAUAUCUGUCCUUAUAAUUUUAUAGUAGUUGAUACAGCCUUAUAACAAGUGGCAAGUAUUUACAUUAUGCCUGGAACCCAACUAUUAAAAAAAAAAUACAACUAAACUAUAUUUAUAGACCUUAUUUUAUCUUGGGUUGAUGGUGAUAUGUACAAAUGAAUCAAGUUUUGUUCUUGUGGCUUAUAUUGGCCCUUGAUUAAAAACAAAACCUUACACUACA
Molecule: messenger RNA, 4076 nt
Organism: Mauremys mutica (yellowpond turtle)
Lineage: Eukaryota; Metazoa; Chordata; Testudines; Geoemydidae
Gene: WHAMM
Product: WASP homolog associated with actin, golgi membranes and microtubules
Exons: 10
Coding region: 7-2520 (837 amino acids)
Biological process (GO): endoplasmic reticulum to Golgi vesicle-mediated transport; Arp2/3 complex-mediated actin nucleation
Cellular component (GO): endoplasmic reticulum-Golgi intermediate compartment membrane; cytoplasm
Molecular function (GO): actin binding; Arp2/3 complex binding
Source: RefSeq, a predicted model, not a curated record